AUGGCGGAUGUCGAUUUACGCCAGGAAAUUCUCCAGAGAACCCUCCAGGAGGUAGUGCACGAGGAGGAGAGCAUGGCCAAUCCUUGCGUCAUCUGCUUAGACACUGUCACCGAGCCCUGCGUUGCGGUGCCAUGCCGCCACGCCAACUUUGAUUUCCUGUGCCUCGUCAGUUGGCUCGAGCAGCAGCCUAACUGUCCGCUAUGUAAGAGUGACUUGACGGGCGUGCAAUAUGAUCUCCAAGCGCCCCAAGGUCCCAAGCUAUACAAACUACCACCCAAGAGCGCGAAGCCUCCCUCAACAGACCCAACUGCCGCUCGAGUGCGUCCUGAUUUUCGGCGCCGUCCACGGCGACCCCCUCCCCACGCGCGGUCGCCACAGCCCGAAGACCUUCUUUUGCGACGGCGCAAUGUCUAUCGCAACCAACUAUACUCUCUCCGAGUCGGGUCAAACCGCCUAUCCCAAUACAGGGAGCUGACACCAGAGCUUUUUAACCGCGACGAGGAACUGGUCUCGCGUGCUCGAAAAUGGAUUCGCCGCGAGCUGCGGGUCUUUAGCUUCUUAAACCCGGAGCCCGAGGAAGAAGAACAACCCCGACACCUGCUUACUCGCCCAGGUCCCCAAAGAUUGGAGAACCGUAGGGCAAACAAUGCCGAGUUCUUGCUCGAAUACGUGAUUGCUAUUCUACGCACAGUCGAUAUCAAAGGCAGUGCAGGACAAGCAGAGGAACUACUAAGGGAUUUCAUCGGACGCGAAAAUUCCCGCUUGUUUCUUCAUGAGCUGCAGGCGUGGCUGAGAAGCCCUUAUACAUCCCUAGAGGACUGGGACCGGCAUGUUCAGUAUCCGGGUGCUGCAGCGAACACGCCCGGUAGACUACCUGAAGCUCCCGCGGGCUUUGGCCGGACACCAGCGUCCCCUGUUCGCCGCGAUAGACCUCGCUCAGCCCGAAGGACUCCAUAUCGGUCUAGAUCUCAAGAAUCUGCCGCUCGUCAUAGACGAUUGCAAUAUGCGCGAGACCGCUAUAUCCCCGAUUGA
Penicillium alfredii is the source of this 1032-nucleotide messenger RNA. RefSeq names its product RING finger domain protein. Gene Ontology annotation, molecular function: ubiquitin protein ligase activity. The coding region runs from base 1 to 1032 and encodes 343 amino acids. The record is from RefSeq and is a predicted model, not a curated record. The transcript has 2 exons. Gene Ontology annotation, biological process: protein monoubiquitination; protein polyubiquitination. Lineage: Eukaryota; Fungi; Ascomycota; Eurotiomycetes; Eurotiales; Aspergillaceae.